Molecule: messenger RNA, 1764 nt
Organism: Papaver somniferum (opium poppy)
Lineage: Eukaryota; Viridiplantae; Streptophyta; Magnoliopsida; Ranunculales; Papaveraceae
Product: protein AE7-like
Exons: 7
Coding region: 393-875 (160 amino acids)
Biological process (GO): iron-sulfur cluster assembly
Source: RefSeq, a predicted model, not a curated record
CUUCGAAUAACUAACCCCAGAAAACUACUGCUGAGCGGCUUCUCCUCUUCUUCCUUCCCUCCACGAGCUUAGCUCCGCCACCACCCUCUUCUUUAAGAAGCAACAGGAAGGAAAACGAACCACACCACUAUUGUCAGUCCCAGAGAAGAAGAAAUCAAACACCCAUAUUUAUUAUUACGAUUAUAUAGUUUUGGUGUCAGAUCCUAUCAAAUUUUGAUCAAAAUCACGACUUAAAGUGCUAUUUAUAGAGGUCAUACUUUACUGAUUUGGAUGGACUGAUAUGUAUAGUUGAGGUAAAUAAGAAUAUGGGUGGAGCAGUUUUGUGCCACAAAAGGAUUUCAAUGUAUGUACAUCGGCAGUAGACCCUUUGGUUUCCACAUUUUACUUUAAAAAUGGUUCAGGGAUUAUAUAACACAAACCCUGUUGUUUAUGAAAGAAAGGAACGCUGCAGACGUUACUUGGUAGUGCCUGCUGAUGUUGAUGAACACUCUAUUGACCCUAUCGAUCAACUAGAAGUUUUUGAUCAUAUCAGAGAUAUAAAAGAUCCAGAGUAUCCUUAUUCCUUGGAAGAACUGAAAGUUGUCACGGAGGAUUCUGUUGAAAUAAAUGAUAGUCAUAGCCAUGUCAGGGUCACAUUUACUCCUACAAAAGAAGGUUGCCCUAUGGUUUCAACUAUUGGACUUUGCUUACGUGUAAAACUUAUGCGCAGUCUACCUUCUCGUUACAAGGUGGAUGUUAGGGUGGCACCAGGGACUCAUGCAAAUGAAGCUGCAGUAAACAAACAAUUGAAUGAUAAAGAACGGGUGGCAGCAGCAUUGGAAAACCCUGGCUUGGGACAGAUGAUUGAUCAGUGUUUGGCUCCUACUUACGAAUGAAUUGGAAAGAAAACGUCUAUGAUAUAUGGAAUUUCGAACAGUUGAAGUUUGUCAGAAAAAUUAUUCUUGUCUGCACAGGUUCUUUAGACAUGUAAUUAGACGGUUCUUAAUGCUAGUUUACUCCAGCAUGGUAGAUAUAUGGAUAUGGUGUGUUCCGUGGGCACAAAACGUGCCACCAUUAUUACUCUGGAAAUGUUAUAACCAUUCUGGAUACAGUAUGAUGAGUGUUUUAAAUGCUGAGAUCAUCAGCAAAUAUUCAAGAUGUUUCAGUUAACAUUAGAAUCUGGUUCUGCCUAGAAUAGCGAAACAAAGCAAGAGUCUGUAGCCAAAGGAUUUCCUUGAUGAGGAAAUAAUUUUGAGAUGGAGGAACCAAGGUGGCUGGACUCCAGGUAAGGAUUUCACCAUCUGCUGUAACAAUGUAUGCAUCUGGGUCCAAUUCAGCGCCCUGUUGGGCAUCACAUCGAGUUUUCCUCGCAAUAAUUACAGCUUCCACCCUCUUCUUCAGACAAUAUUCGAGUUCCAUUUCCAGCUUCCUUGGCAUCCGAUGAUGUUGCGGCUGUACUACAGUGAUGUCGGCUCAAAUUUACUACAGCGGCAGCCUAAUAUAUUUAUAGCGAAGGAUUGGUAAUAGUCCUUCUAAAUGAUAAUAUAGUAUCUGUUGAAGUGCUAGCUGCUCUUUCAGUUUAACAGUAGGAAGAAACCAGAGUAGCAUUGUACCUUGCCGACAAAAGAAGUACAAUGCACCGAACAUAGGUCUAAUCAUUACCUGAAAUGAAAUUUCAGCUCUAAAGCAAUGCGAUAAUAAUCUCUGAAGGAUUCAUUUAGCUUGAUACGAUAGUCAAAAGCACAUUAUACGUAUAUAUGUAUAUGCUACCUCUGUUUCGAAUCC